AUGCCAAAAUUAGGAGAAGUAUUGGCUUAAAUUGGAUCCAUUGUUAAUAUUAUUAUGCUAUUGAAAAUACUCUCCAAUAUGAUUAAUACAGCUAUGUUUUAGAGGACGAUAUUGCAUCAAAUAAUUGAAAUUUCUUAUCCAUAAUUUAAGGUAGUCUAUAUUACCAAGAAUUUUUUAGGUUAGGUUAAAUAAAUGCAUUGUAACGAUGUUGAAAUCAAAUUGGCUAAUUUUUAGCAUAAAUACAAAUAACUAUUAGAAAUUGCAAGUAAGAAAUUCGCUUUCAAUAAUCUUAUUAAAGAAAUAUCCUGUGUUUAAUUGAUUUUAAUAAUUAGAUAGAAAUUUAUAAUAUUAAAAAUAUAUUUAAGAUACAAGAGGAUCUGAAAUUCUUUGAGAGUGAAUUAUCUAAUUCUAAUCAUCAGAUAUAGAAUUUAGUUUCCAUAUUACCUGGAGACUUACCAAAACAAUAAGAAUUUGAAAGGUUUGAAUUGUUUAAUUCAGAAUUUCCAUUAUGA
Molecule: messenger RNA, 512 nt
Organism: Paramecium pentaurelia
Lineage: Eukaryota; Ciliophora; Oligohymenophorea; Peniculida; Parameciidae
Source: the annotation of a GenBank genome assembly